GUAGAGCCAGUGAAAAUUCUGUAUGUAUGCAUCUUAAAAAUAUAAUUUAAAUUUUUAUGAUAAUAAUGAUGAUGACGGUAUUUGUAUAUUGGCACAAUGCCGUAAGAGACAUAGCCAACAGCAAAAAAGAAGGAAGAAAAAUAAGAAUAUUUAAAAACGUUAUCUGACGUUGUGGCUGAAUAUCGAGCUAGGUAUUUUUUGAAACAAGUUACUGUGUGUACAAUGGCGUCUGUGAUAUGAGUUUGAAGCCGCGCUCGAAGCCGCGGGUCGAUCAAGAAAGAGGCAGUGUGAGUGGUGCGUGGGGCGUGACCGUUCGGCUGAUACAUUAACCGGAUUAAAAAUGACGCUAUGUAUUAAAAUCGGACUGCCGAAAAUCUGAAAAGAUGAGAUAGACUCCGGUUCAUAGGGAGAAUAAAAAGAAUCAAAUUUGAAAUCAUAAAUCGGAGGUGAAAAUGACACUCUACGAAUCUGAGAACACUAAAUUACUUUGCGGCGCUAUACUCUAAAAUGACCUUAAACGCUGAUUAAUCUACAGUCGGGCUCUAUCUCAGAAUCCAGUUGAAUUUUGCUUUUUUAAUGUCGUAUUCGACACUCUAAACGGCAGUAACAUUUGCAAAGUUAUUGAUGACAUUCUUCACAGAUCACACUUUGGAGUAAGAAAAUUUCUAAAUGAUAUCACCGCGAUUUAAAAUAACAGUUUCAUAAAAAUCCCAUUGCCAGAGCGACCUGAUCAAAUGCGCUUAAAGUCAUCUUCUAUUUAAUUUUUUAUAUAAUACAAUCAUCCAAGAUACAUCCAAGAUGAGUGGAAAGUAUCUAGAGAUUUACACUGGGUGCUUCAUGGCUUGGAUUUACCUGCAAGCAUCUUGGACUAUUCUGACUAGCAUCUUUUAUCAAUUCUCUGUGCCAUGGGCAAUAUGGGCUGCGUUGGUUCUCACUAUCAGUCUACAGGUGGCCAGAAUUCCACCUCCGAGUUCAGAGGUGGUCAGAGAAGUAUUAGGCGUCGAUCCUUUGAUAGAAGCCAAGGAUGAACAAGGAGGUGAUAGUCAUGGUACCUCGGAUCAUCUGUAUUGCAUGAGAGUAGUCGGACAUCGUGGGGCAGCUUUUGAUUAUCCAGAAAACAGCCUCAACGCUUUUCGAAAUUGCAAAAACAGAGGGUGCAGUGCAGUUGAAUUUGAUUUGGCAUUAACUAAAGAUGGUGUCCCAAUUAUAUUUCAUGACCUUACUAUAGAGAGACUGACAGGGAAGUCGGGAACUGUUAAAGAAAUGACUUGGAAUCAGUUGAAGGAAUUAGACAUCAGUCGAAAUCAUCCUCUGAGAGAAAAGUUUAUUGGAGAGGACAAAAUUGCUUUACUAGAAGAUGUGCUGACCGAAUGCAUCCGUAAUGAUCAGCGAAUGUUCAUCGAUAUCAAAGAAAAGAGCCUUGAAAUAGUACAAGUCAUUCUGGAUGCAUAUAACAAGCAUCCCAGUCUUUUCAAAAGAGCUGUAGUAACCAGUUUCAAUCCAAUCAUUAUUUACUUGAUCAGAAGAAAAAAUCCAAAAAUCGUGUGCAGUAUAGCCUGGAGGCCUCAACUCAUAUCGCGAAAAUCAUAUCAAGGUUUGGAAGGUCCGGGUCUACCGCGCUUCUCUAAUCCCUUCAAACAUGCAUUGGCUGCUAUUGUAGACUGUCUACAUAGCUGGGCUUUGCCACGGUUCACUUAUCAUUUACUGGGCCUGUCUGCAAUAUUGUUGCAUAAAGACAUCGUCACCCCGGAAGUGGUGAGGAAAUGGAACGUGCGUGGUGUUCGGGUGAUUGUUUGGAACGUGAAUCUACCCUCAGAAAAGCUUCAUUAUUCUAGACUCCUCAAGGUGACAUAUUUGACGGAUACUUUGAUAGGAGAAAAAAGUGCGUGAUGAAGCCUUUACCAAAUUACUGUACGAUAAUACUAAAUGAUAAAUUUGUAUGAUAUGAAAGAUCUGAUUAUAGAUCUGGCAGCUACCCAAGCUAGCGACAAUUUGAAGUAUUUUCAAGUAGGUAAUAAUAUUUGUUAUUUUGUAACCACUUGCAUUUCAACAAUCAGUAUUAUACAACUCGACAUUAUUUUCAUAGCAUAUACAUAUAUAUAUCUGCAUAUGUAUAUAUACAUAUAUUUAGACCUAUGUAUACUGCAUUAGUCCAUAUUAUUUAUAUUUAAAGCUUUCUUUUUAUACACAUGCAUAAAUUCAGCAAAGACAAAAAAAUAUCCGAGAGUGCUGGCACUGGAAUAUCUAAUCGAACAAUAGAUACUAAAUUAAGAAUUACCAUUUCAAGUACAAUUUUAAUUUUGAAAUUCCUAAGUAUUUUAGAAUUGAAAUGUUUAUGAAAUAAACUCUAGCCCCGUUUAUGCUGCUAAACUUUUUUUUACAAAUCUAUUUAUAUUUUAUAUUGACUCUUGUCAUCAAGUUAUUUAAUCACUCAGAGAGCUUGAAUGAUGAUGUAUACAUGCCAUGUUGAUAUCAAAGGUAACAUAGUAUGAAAUAUAAGCUAUCCAGCAGAAAAAUAA
Neodiprion virginianus is the source of this 2519-nucleotide messenger RNA. RefSeq names its product glycerophosphodiester phosphodiesterase 1. The transcript has 5 exons. Gene Ontology annotation, molecular function: phosphoric diester hydrolase activity. Lineage: Eukaryota; Metazoa; Arthropoda; Insecta; Hymenoptera; Diprionidae. Gene Ontology annotation, biological process: lipid metabolic process. Bases 799 to 1890 code for a protein of 363 amino acids. The record is from RefSeq and is a predicted model, not a curated record.